Molecule: messenger RNA, 1504 nt
Organism: Pantherophis guttatus
Lineage: Eukaryota; Metazoa; Chordata; Lepidosauria; Squamata; Colubridae
Gene: CSTPP1
Product: centriolar satellite-associated tubulin polyglutamylase complex regulator 1
Source: RefSeq, a predicted model, not a curated record
UCUUGUUUCUGGCCGGAAGUCAUUUUCCUCGCGGCAGCGUCUGGUGUCCUAGAAACGGCCCGGCGGCCAAGAGCGGGAGACGGUUGACAGGAUGCUGAACGCGGAUCGCCUCUCUCAGCCGGGGCUCGAGUAUCUGGCCCAAAGGCACGUCAUUACUUAUAUGGAAGAUGCAGUGAGUCAGCUACUAGAAAGCAAGGAAGAUAUUGGUCAAUAUGGCAUUGCCAGAUUCUUCACUGAAUAUUUUAAUAGUGUGCGUCAAGGAACUCAUAUUUUGUUCCGAGAGUUCAACUUUGUCCAAGCUACACCCCAUAAUAGAACAUCCUUUCUAAGGACUUUUUGGCGAUGCUUCAGGACAGUGGGGAAAAAUGGAGACUUGCUGACCGCCAAGGAGUACCACUGCUUACUGCAACUGCUUUGCCCUGAUUUUCCUGUAGAGCUUACUCAGAAAGCAGCAAGGAUUGUUUUAAUGGAUGAUGCUGUGGACUGUUUGAUGUCUUUUUCAGACUUCCUGUUUGCCUUCCAGAUCCAGUUUUACUACUCAGAGUUUAUUGAAAAUGUGGCUGCCAUCUAUCAAGAGCUCUUGACAGGUAAAAAUCCAAACACUGUAAUUGUGCCUACGUCGUCUUCUGGGCAGCAUCGUUCGCGUCAAGCUCUCAAUGAGUGCAGUCCAGUCGAUGGAGUGGAGGCAUCUGCAUUUUACCAGUGCCUUGAAUCAUUAUGUGACAAAUCUAAAUACAGCUGCCCCCCAGCCACUGUUCUCAAGGAAAUUCUGAGCAAUGUACAGAGAGUAACUUUCUAUGGAUUUCUGAUGGCUCUUGCAAAGCAUCACGGGAUCAACAAAGCUCUUGGAGCUCUUCCUGAGAAAGCAGAGUUGCUACUUGACCCGCUUAUGGAUCAGGAAUUAGAGAAACUGAUUGCAUCUAUUUCAGGCCUUUCAGUAUCCAAUUCUAGUGCAAGUGGGGAUGCAACAAACAUGCCUUCUCGUGCUUCACCACGCAUCUGUUCCCUUUGGAGGCCGCUCCACCACCAUCGGAAAAUGGAUACUGAAAGUGAUGGCUCCACAGAAGAGACAGAUUCUUCAGAGAACUGAUUAAAGGAAUAUGCAAUGGUUACCAGGUCCUUAUAACCAAAGUGUUGGAUGUAGAGAAAAGGGAGAUGGAGACUGAUUGCAGUUGUAGUAUCAUACUGCUCUCUUGUGGCAAACAUGUCAAAUUGAUUGAAAUACGAGAGCAUUUGUUUCAGUGUUAAGAAAUUUAAUUCUCAGUGUGGAGUUUGCACCACUAUCCUUUGAUCUCUGUUGUACACACAAGACUUUACCUUCUCCCUACAUAUACACCCUUUAUUAUAUUGCUCGGUAUUAAUGUAUUUUAUGAAAGUCCAGAUCAGAAAGGAAAACGCAUGGCUCGGAGGAAUGGGUAUUUUUUUCACUGUGGGUUCAGGAUGAGACCUGUGAAGUAUGUAUAGAAAAUAAAGAAUGUUGCACUAGGAGCUCCAUUAACUGAGA